Messenger RNA from Scaptodrosophila lebanonensis, 1028 nucleotides. It is a transcript of the gene Pstk, whose product is annotated as L-seryl-tRNA(Sec) kinase. The transcript has a single exon. The coding region runs from base 33 to 860 and encodes 275 amino acids. The record is from RefSeq and is a predicted model, not a curated record. Gene Ontology annotation, molecular function: kinase activity; tRNA binding. Lineage: Eukaryota; Metazoa; Arthropoda; Insecta; Diptera; Drosophilidae.
UUAAAAUAUCAUACCCAUACACACACCCGUUGAUGUUGCGCAUUUCCGUUAUUUGUCUUAUUGGCCUGCCCGCGGCAGGCAAAACAACAUUAAGCUAUUGGCUGCUGCAGCAACAAGAUGCUGCCCUAAAGGAUUAUAAUAUUUUACAUUUGUGCUAUGAUGAUUACCAUGGUGAAGGGGCCUACAAAGAACAGCGUUUGCAUAUACUGCAGUUGCUGGAACAGCUAAUAACAACAAUUAAAAGUAAAGGCAAGCAGUCCUUUGAAUUUCCAAUGCGAAUACGUCGACGUGUCAGCUUAAACAGCAGCAACUACGUCAUUAUAUGCGACGACAAUAACUAUUAUCGCAGCAUGCGUUACAAGCUCUACCAACUAUGCUGUUUUCAGGACUGCAACUUUGCACAAAUAUAUAUCUCAGCCAGUUUGGCCAGCUGCCUCGAACGUAAUGCUAAGCGAAAGGACGACGUUCCUGUCUCUGUGCUGCAACAGAUGGACAAGCGUCUGGAACCACCUCGACCCAUCGUUAACGCCUGGGAACGAAAUAGUCUAACAUUGGAGUCCAUAGAAGCGACGACUGAUGUGAUUCAGUUCAUCAUAUCAUCUUUUGAUAAGUCACCCAAUGCUAGUUUGAAAUUAGUUCAGGUUAAGGCACCACAAAUACAAACAGUUGCACAUAAAUUGGAUUUGAUGUUGCGCGCGCGCAUUAAAGAAAAACUACAGCUUCAAGAUGCAGAAACGAAACAAAUACAAGGGCAGCGGCUUAACAACAAACGUAAGCAGAUUUUGGCACAGUUCAAGGCAAACAAGCAGACAGAUAAUGAUCACGUCGAUUUGGAGUACUUUGUGAGUGGAUUGACUUAGCUUAAGUGUUAAAUUAAGUUGUUCAAUUUGGUCGCAUGGCUUUUUACAUAUGUACAAAUAUGUAUGUACAUACAAAUGUACGUAUAAAGUACAUAACAUUUGCGUAUAUUGUAUACUAGUAGAAUCGGCGUAAGUUAAAAAAUAAAUGUACAAAAAAUUUCUAUUGUA